AUGUAUUGCAAACAGAAGAUAGAAUUUGGCAAAAAAAAAUGUGAGGUUUGGCAUCCUCUGUAAUAGUCAUUGUAGGAAAUUAGAAGAAAUGAGAUGGGCAAGUCAUCAGGGAAUGCUCAUAGGCUCUGAGAUAGGCUGGAAUAGAUGGUGUAUGUUGAGUUCUUAGAAAGCUCUAUUAAGUAACACAAAUUUAUAUUGCUUUGCUAGAUUUUUUGGGGUGUUUGGGAAAGAAUUUAAUGAUGGAUUUUUUUUCUUUUUUAACUAUUAUUUUUGAGGAAUGAACAAAAUGGUUAUCAACCACCUGGAGAAGUUGUUUGUGACAAAUGACGCAGCAACUAUUUUAAGAGAACUAGAAGUGCAGCAUCCUGCCGCAAAGAUGAUUGUAAUGGCCUCUCACAUGCAAGAGCAGGAGGUGGGAGAUGGCACCAACUUCGUUCUGGUGUUUGCUGGAGCACUUCUGGAGUUAGCUGAAGAACUUUUGAGAAUUGGCCUGUCAGUGUCAGAGGUCAUAGAAGGUUAUGAAAUAGCCUGCAGAAAAGCUCAUGAGAUUCUGCCUAAUUUAGUAUGUUGUUCUGCAAAAAACCUUCGUGACGUUGAUGAAGUGUCAUCACUUCUGCAGACCUCCAUAAUGAGUAAACAAUAUGGUAAUGAAACAUUUCUGGCCAGGCUUAUUGCUCAGGCAUGUGUAUCUAUUUUUCCUGAUUCCGGUCAUUUUAAUGUUGACAACAUCAGAGUUUGUAAAAUUCUGGGCUCUGGUAUCUAUUCAUCUUCAGUAUUGCAUGGCAUGGUGUUUAAGAAGGAAACCGAAGGUGAUAUUACAUCUGUCAAAGAUGCAAAAAUAGCAGUGUACUCUUGUCCUUUUGAUGGCAUGAUAACAGAAACUAAAGGAACAGUACUGAUAAAGACUGCUGAAGAAUUGAUGAAUUUUAGUAAGGGAGAAGAAAAUCUCAUGGACGCACAAGUCAGAGCUAUUGCUGAUACUGGUGCAAAUGUUGUAGUGACAGGUGGCAAAGUGGCUGACAUGGCUCUUCAUUAUGCAAACAAAUAUAGUAUCAUGUUGGUGAGGCUAAACUCAAAAUGGGAUCUCAGAAGACUAUGCAAAACAGUGGGUGCUACAGCUCUUCCUAGAUUGACACCUCCUGUCCUUGAAGAAAUGGGACAUUGUGAUAGUGUUUACCUCUCAGAAGUUGGAGAUACUCAGGUGGUGGUUUUUAAGCAUGAAAAGGAAGAUGGUGCCAUUUCAACGAUAGUACUUCGAGGCUCUACAGACAAUCUGAUGGAUGAUAUAGAGAGGGCGGUAGAUGACGGUGUUAAUACUUUCAAAGUUCUCACAAGGGAUAAACGUCUUGUGCCUGGAGGUGGAGCAACGGAAAUUGAAUUAGCCAAGCAGAUCACGUCAUAUGGAGAGACAUGUCCUGGACUUGAACAGUAUGCUAUUAAGAAGUUUGCUGAGGCAUUUGAAGUUAUUCCCCGAGCACUAGCAGAAAACUCUGGAGUUAAGGCCAAUGAAGUAAUCUCUAAACUUUAUGCUGUACAUCAAGAGGGAAAUAAAAACGUUGGAUUAGAUAUUGAGGCUGAAGUCCCUGCUGUAAAGGAUAUGUUGGAAGCUGGGAUUCUUGAUACUUACCUGGGAAAAUAUUGGGCUAUCAAACUGGCUACUAAUGCUGCAGUCACUGUACUUAGAGUGGAUCAGAUUAUAAUGGCAAAACUGGCAGGUGGACCUAAAGCUCCUAAACCACAAGGAAACUGGGACGAUAAAGAUGAUUGGCAAGAUGAACCUCAUUUAUAAAUAGCAAAUCAGAUCAUCAUGGCAAAACCAGCUGGUGGGCCCAAGCCUCCAAGUGGGAAGAAAGACUGGGAUGAUGACCAAAAUGAUUGAAUGGCUUGAUUUUUACUGUAGGUGAAGACUAAAUUUG
Messenger RNA from Otolemur garnettii (small-eared galago), 1916 nucleotides. RefSeq names its product chaperonin containing TCP1 subunit 8 (gene CCT8). Gene Ontology annotation, biological process: protein folding. The transcript is spliced from 14 exons. The record is from RefSeq and is a predicted model, not a curated record. The coding region runs from base 278 to 1789 and encodes 503 amino acids. NCBI's taxonomy places the organism in Eukaryota, Metazoa, Chordata, Mammalia, Primates, Galagidae. Gene Ontology annotation, molecular function: ATP-dependent protein folding chaperone; ATP binding; ATP hydrolysis activity. Gene Ontology annotation, cellular component: chaperonin-containing T-complex.